This is a messenger RNA of Plasmodium adleri (nom. inval.), 1656 nucleotides long. RefSeq names its product mitochondrial inner membrane protein OXA1, putative. Gene Ontology annotation, cellular component: membrane. The record is from RefSeq and is a predicted model, not a curated record. Gene Ontology annotation, molecular function: membrane insertase activity. The transcript has a single exon. NCBI's taxonomy places the organism in Eukaryota, Apicomplexa, Aconoidasida, Haemosporida, Plasmodiidae. Gene Ontology annotation, biological process: protein insertion into membrane. Bases 1 to 1656 code for a protein of 551 amino acids.
AUGUUUCAACAUAAUAAUUUGCUCAAAUGUAAUUUUAAUAUAAUAUUUCAUAACAUUUCUUUCAGAACAAAUAAAGCAGAAUGGAAAAAGGGAUUGAGUGUCAAUCCCAAUAAAAGAAAUCAAAUAGAAAAUAAUAAAAGUAAUAUAAAUGAUACAUAUUAUCAUAUAUAUGAGUAUGACAAAAAUAUGGUAGUUAAUAAAUUCAUCGAGAUGUAUAUAAAUAUGUGGUACAUAAAGAAUCAGAGAAAUAAAAUAAACAAAAAUAUAAAAGAUAAUAUAAAUAAUAUAUAUAAAAAAAAUCAUAUAUAUAAUAAUACAUUGAACACAAAAUAUGUUAGAAAUAAACAACCAUUUUAUAAUAAUAAUAUACAUGAUAAAUUUGGGAUUGUUCUAUUUUCUAGAUUUUUUUUCACUAUACCCAUAAACAAUAUAAAUAAUUAUUUUAAUAAACAACAUAAUGAUAAGAAAAUAAAUGAUAAGUUUGAUAUGUCUUAUUGUGAGGAAGGUUCUAAUAAGGAUUUACCUAAUAACAAUGAUCACCUUAAAAGAGAAGAAGUGUCUGGAAAAAAAUUAACAUAUACAGAAAAUAAUAAUAAUGAUAAUAAUCAUAUUUAUAGUGAUAAUAUUUAUAGUGAUAAUAUUUAUAGUGAUAAUAUUUAUAAUAACCAUUCCAAAAACAUAUUUUUAAGUGAGGAUGAAAGUAAGGGAGAUAUAACAGAAGAUAUAUUUCCUUAUACCGAUUUUAUUAUAGAAAAAUGUAAGCUUAAUAUAAAAAGUGAUGUAGAUAUAUAUGAAAACACAUGGUAUGUAAAAUUAAUAUAUGACUUAUUAAAUUCAACAAAAAUAUUUUUUGAUUGUACAUGGAUGAGUUCCAUUAUAAUGACAACAUUAUUUAUGAGAAUAAUAAUUUUACCAUUAACUGUAUCUUCAGAAAGAGAUAGAAGAAAACAAAAAAUAUUAAGUCCUUUAUUAAAAGAAUUAACAAAGAAAUUAAAAGAUAAUGCACAAGAUGGAAAUAUUAAAAAAGCUUUAGAAUUUAAAAAAAAAAUUUUAAAUAUAAGAAAUACCCAUGGUAUAUCCUUAAUACCUAAAUCUAUUAUUUUAAUGGCUUUCUUUCAAACACCUUUAUUUUUUAUAUUCUAUUUUUCUAUGAAAAGAAUAGCAUCAUAUCCUGAUAUUUUUAAAGACUUUACAUUUGAAUCUCCAUUAUGGCUCGAUAGUUUAUCACUGCCAGAUCCUUAUUACAUACUACCUCUCUUAUCAUCUCUUUUGUUAUUAUCAAAUAAUGAAUUAACAUUAUUAAUAGAUAAAAAAAUUAAUGAAAAUAAUAAACAAUCAAAUUUAUAUGAUCAAGAAGAAACAGAAUUUCAAAAAAAUAUUAAAAAAAUUACAAAGCUUGGUAUGAGAUUAUUUUAUAUGUCCUCUGUAUUAUUCUUUAAAUCGAUGCCAUCUGGAUUAUUUAUAUAUUUUAUUACAAAUACAUUUUUUCAGUUAUUCAUAACACAAAUAUGUAAAAUAAAAAUUAUAGAAAAUUUUCUUGAUCUACCUCCUUUACAUUCGAAAGGAUUUAUAACUAGUGCUAAUACGACACAGCAGCAAACAGCUUCACAAAAAAAAAUAAUACACAUGAAUGACUUAAUCAAAAGGAAAAAAUAA